Gilbertella persicaria is the source of this 1188-nucleotide messenger RNA. RefSeq names its product glycosyltransferase family 15 protein. The transcript has 5 exons. NCBI's taxonomy places the organism in Eukaryota, Fungi, Mucoromycota, Mucoromycetes, Mucorales, Choanephoraceae. Gene Ontology annotation, molecular function: alpha-1,2-mannosyltransferase activity. Gene Ontology annotation, cellular component: Golgi apparatus; membrane. Gene Ontology annotation, biological process: protein N-linked glycosylation; cell wall mannoprotein biosynthetic process. The record is from RefSeq and is a predicted model, not a curated record. The annotation marks the transcript as partial.
GGAUGAUAAUAAAUUCAAAUCGAAAAAAACCUACUUUGAUUAUUAUUUUCCUAUUGUGUCUGUUGUUCUUUUGGCCUAAAUCAACCACACAACCCUCCGUCAUUCAUCCUAGUGUUGCUCGGAACACAACACGGGUCAAUGCUGCUUUUGUUAUACUAGCAAGAAACAAUGAAUUGGAUGCCCUAAGAAAGACAAUGCAGCAAUUAGAAGCCAGAUUGAAUCACAAGUUGAAUUAUCCAUAUGUGUUUCUGAAUGAUGUUGAAUUCACAGAAGAAUUCAAAGCACUCACCACAAGUUUAACACAGGCAAAUACAUCCUAUGGUAUCAUUCCUAAAGAACAUUGGAGUUAUCCUUCAUGGAUUGAUAUUGACAAAGCAGACAAAGCAAGAAAAGGUAUGGGUGAACAAGGUAUUAUUUAUGGCGACAAUCUAUCUUAUAGACACAUGUGCAGAUUUAACAGUGGAUUUUUUUAUCGACACCCUCUCAUGGCCAAUUAUGAAUUUUAUUGGCGUGUAGAACCCGGUGUUGAAUUCUCAUGCGAUAUAGACACGGAUCCAUUCUUGUACAUGAAGGAAAACAACAAGAAAUACGGUUGGACUAUUUCCCUGAUUGAAUUUGAAGCAACCAUUCCUACCCUUUGGAAUACCGUCAAGGGAUUUGUCAAACAACAUCCAGACUUGAUACCUCAAAAGAACCUGAUGGACUUUAUUUCGAAUGAUGGAGGUCGGCAUUAUAACCUAUGUCAUUUCUGGAGUAACUUUGAGAUUGGCGAUCUUCGCUUUUUAAGGAGUCCUGAAUACACUGCCUUUUUUGAUUAUCUGGACAAAUCAGGUGGUUUCUUUUAUGAGAGAUGGGGUGAUGCGCCUGUCCAUUCGAUUGCUGUGGGCUUAUUUUUAAACAAGUCUGAAGUCCAUUUCUUUGAUGAGAUAGGCUAUAAACAUGAUCCGUUUAUGCAUUGUCCUGCAUCAAGAGAGUUGCAAAAGAAAUGUCAUUGUGAUGCUGAACAAAGUUUUGACUUGACAUCAAAUUCUUGUAUGCGUAGAUGGGUUAAAAUUGCUUAGAUAACAUUGUCUUGCUUCAAAAUAAUAAUAAUAAUAAUAAAAGUAUGGGUGAACACUUAAAAUAUUAAAUAAGCAGAGUAGAGCAUUAGGCUAUAAGGAAGAAGGGAUAUACAUUGCAAAAAAAAAA